CGUUCUCUGGUCCUACAAAAGCCUCCUGUGCCCGAGCCACGGAUCAGAGCAGGGCAGGGAUGUGCGUGCGUGCCUACGCGUAGCAAGGCGAGGUGCAAAUAUCCUCCCAGCCAGAUCAUCUCUUGCACAACUCCCCGACUCUCCGCAGCCUGGCUGACCUUCUGUUUUUUCCCUCUGCUGCUCCUCUCCAAGCAUGCCUCCAGAGCAGAGCUUCUGAAGAGCCGUUUCCUCCUGUGCAUCUCCCUGAAAACAGCUCUUCUGGAGAAAGAGAGGGUGGCUGGCAGCAUGGUGGGGGUGACGGUGAUGAGGACAUGGGUUGAGCCGGUGGUUGCAGGUUCUCAAGUGGCCAGCGCCUUCUACGACACGGCGCUGCUGCUGGUGGUGAAGAACUACUACAAUCAGACCAACUCCACCGCUCCCUCUCAUGUACUGGAAGAUGCUCAGCAGAAGGCUGUCUCUAAUUUUUAUAUCAUCUACAACCUAGUCCUGGGCCUGAGCCCACUGGUGUCAGCCUAUGGCUUGUCCAAGCUGGGGGACAGGAUACAUCGGAAGAUCCCCAUCUGCUUCCCUCUUCUUGGCUACUUGGGCUCCAAAACUCUGCUGCUGCUCCUGAUCCUGCUGGGCUGGCCGAUCGAGGUGAUGUACGGGGCUGCUGCCCUCAACGGGCUGACGGGAGGUUUCACCACCUUCUGGGCAGGCGUCAUGGCUCUGGGAUCUCUGCGCUCUUCCGAGAGCAGGAGGUCUCUGCGGCUGAUCAUUAUUGAGCUGGUCUAUGGCCUCGCUGGCUUUCUGGGAAGCAUGGCAUCUGGCUACCUGUUUGUUGGCUUCAAUGACCGCUAUCGAGAGGGCACUGUGCUGGUGGGCUGCAGCAUUGCUUGCUAUGCUUUCUGCCUUCUCUACAGCAUUUUUGUCCUGACAGUCCCCAAGUCAGCAGCUUCCUGCCCAGCCAAAGCCAAGAGUGCAGAGGAAGUGGGCAGCCAGCUACCAUCCCACAAAGAAGCAGCAGCAGCAGGCAGUUCCCAGCCUUCAGAGAGCAGCAGCUCCACUCCAAUAUCCCCCUCAAAACUCAUCAUCAUCAUGCUGUUCGUGGCAGCAAUCCUCUAUGACCUUGCUGUAGUUGGUGCAAUGAACGUACUCCCACUCUUCUUGCUGAGGGAGCCUUUAAGUUGGAACGCCGUACAGAUUGGCCAUGGCAAUGCUGCUGGGUACAUCAUCUUCAUCACCAGCUUUCUAGGGGUGUUUGUGUUCUCCAAAUACCUGAGGGACAUCACCAUGAUCAUAAUUGGAGUGAUAUCCUUCACCGCUGGCGUCCUCAUCAUGGCCUUCGUGCGGUGGACGUUCCUGUUCUACAUCGCACGGGCAGUGAUGCUCUUUGCCCUCAUUCCCUUACCAACCAUCAGAUCUGUGUUAUCCAAGCACGUCGAAGGAUCAUCCUAUGGUAAGAUAUUUGUCCUGCUGCAGUUGUCCUUAGUCACCACAGGAGUAGUGACAUCUACGGUCUACAACAAGAUCUAUCAACACACACUGAACUGGUACAGCGGCUUCUGUUUCAUUUUGUCCUUCCUAGCCGGCUGCCUGACUCUCCUCCCUUUAAGCAUUGUGGCCAUCAAACAGCGUUCAUCCACUGGCUCCCUUCAGAUCCUGACCGAGUGACAGAGGCUGCAUCAGCUAAAGCAUCUACUGGUCUUUAUGAACUCCCCAAGCUGCCAAAGUGGAAGGUUUGCCAGGCAUUAGUCCCAGCAAGUUACCAUCAUUUCGGGAAGCAUCUCAUUUACGUUUCCACUUCACAGCGUGCCACAGCCUCUCAGCCACUGAGCUCACACAGGACAAAGCAGUUUGCCUUGUUAUUUCUGCAGUGCAUCAUCACGCAGAGUUCGUGCACUGGCUGUUGCACACCAGCAGUCCUCAGGGCAUUUUGCUUUCCUGCUAGGCUGGGCAGCAAUAGUGGAGCGUGGCAAGAACAAGGUAGAAAUGAAGAGGAUGUUUCUACAUCCAUCAUUCACCGUGGAAGGGGAAAGCAGAGGAUCAGCUUCCCAUUAGCUCCUUCUUGUCUGUUCCUUCAGAAACCUCAGGGCAGUUCUGUGACUUUGGGUGAUGAAGCAGGGGUCCACACGCCGUGUGUGCAUGGCUGUCAGCGGGACACACUUGCUCUCCAAGUGGUACAGAAGAUACGUCAGCCCAACUGAUCAGUAUCACAUAAAAGCCCACUAGAUACAGAAAUACCACUGUAAAA
This is a messenger RNA of Calidris pugnax (ruff), 2233 nucleotides long. It is a transcript of the gene SLC46A2, whose product is annotated as solute carrier family 46 member 2. Gene Ontology annotation, cellular component: membrane. Gene Ontology annotation, molecular function: transmembrane transporter activity. Gene Ontology annotation, biological process: transmembrane transport. The transcript is spliced from 4 exons. Bases 286 to 1653 code for a protein of 455 amino acids. The record is from RefSeq and is a predicted model, not a curated record. NCBI's taxonomy places the organism in Eukaryota, Metazoa, Chordata, Aves, Charadriiformes, Scolopacidae.